AUGUAUCAUAGUAGAGCAGAAUAUGAUAGAGGUGUGAACACAUUUUCUCCAGAAGGAAGGUUAUUCCAAGUGGAAUACGCGAUCGAGGCUACUAAGCUUGGAUCCACUGGAAUUGGCAUCAAGACUCCCGAAGGUAUUGUUUUGGUUGUCGAAAAGCGAGUAACUUCUCCCCUUAUUGUACCUGCGAGCAUAGAAAAAAUAUUUGAAGUAGAUAAUCACAUCGCCUGUGCUGUGAGUGGUCUAGUUUCAGAUGCACGUACACUUAUUGAGAAAGCCAGGACUGAGGCAGCUCACCAUAUGUUUUUAUAUAAUGAAAAAAUGACAGUAGAGGACGUGACAACGGCUGUGAGCAAUCUGGCCCUGGCAUUUGGUGAUGACGACGUUGAAUCCGGAGCAAUGAGUCGACCUUUUGGUGUAGCCUUACUUUUUGCUGGAAUUGAUGAAGGUGGUCCCCAACUGUUUCACAUGGAUCCAAGUGGAACCUACAUUCGGUAUGAAGCCAAAGCCAUUGGAUCGGGUUCAGAAGGGGCCCAGCAGGCUCUUCAAGAAAUAUUCCACAAGGUGCCUCUCUUAGCUCAUAAUGACACCUCCAAUAUGACACUUAAAGAGGCUCAAAAACAUGCUCUAUCAAUCUUAAAGCAGGUAAUGGAAGAAAAAUUGGAUGCUACUAACGUA
Protopolystoma xenopodis is the source of this 675-nucleotide messenger RNA. NCBI's taxonomy places the organism in Eukaryota, Metazoa, Platyhelminthes, Monogenea, Polystomatidea, Polystomatidae. The record is from the annotation of a GenBank genome assembly.